Sitophilus oryzae (rice weevil) is the source of this 5646-nucleotide messenger RNA. RefSeq names its product disintegrin and metalloproteinase domain-containing protein 10-like. Gene Ontology annotation, cellular component: plasma membrane. Gene Ontology annotation, biological process: Notch signaling pathway; membrane protein ectodomain proteolysis. The record is from RefSeq and is a predicted model, not a curated record. Lineage: Eukaryota; Metazoa; Arthropoda; Insecta; Coleoptera; Curculionidae. Gene Ontology annotation, molecular function: metalloendopeptidase activity.
UCAAAUUUUAGCCGUCGAGCGAGGUGAUUGUGGGCAGGUGUGCGCGUGCGUUGAUUCAUUACGAGAAAACUACUUGUUUUUCCUUCCUGCGAGGGGAAAUAUGAUUGAAAUUUUCGUGGUUUUCCCGAAAACGAACUGGUGAAAAUGCGGAGUGCAUUGGGCCGUGCGUACGUAAAAUGUUUUCCAAGGACUUUAUAAAUUCUACCACUACAUCGGUCAUCAUCUUGUGCUGGAUUUUCAUAACAACAUGCUUGUGGGACGGAGUAGAUCCAUCACCGUUACCUGUGAAACAGUUGAAUAAAGAUUAUGAUUUGAACUCGUGGAUCAAACACUACGACAUAGCCAGCUAUGAUCCUAGUUUAUUGGUUCAUCAGCAUAAGAGGGUGCGAAGAUCGCUGGAUAGAUCGUUGGACCCUGUACGGUUGCAGGUGAAAGGACAUGACAGGGUUUUUAAACUGUUGUUGACCCCGGAUGAAUCAGUUUUUGCCGAUGAUGUGGUGUUCGAGUCGACGGACAAAAGAAAUUUCAAGUUUGACCAUCGCAUCACCUAUACUGGAACUUUAGAGGAUGACGAUACAGCUUCAGUGCAUGGCAUCAUAACAACAGAUGGCCUUUUCGAAGGCACCAUAGUCACCCCCACCGAAGAAUUUCACAUAGAACCUGUCAAUCGGUACUUCAACGAUAGUACUUAUAAGGAACCGACGUUCCAUUCAAUAAUAUACAGGGUGUCUGACGUGAAAGACCCACGUGAUGGAAUACCAUGUGCUUCCCAUAGAUUUUACGAAAAGAACUUCUUGAACGAUGGACCACAAUAUCCACAUCUCAGAGAAAAAAGGUGGUUACUGCAAGGGGAAGCAAAACAACCCUACGACGAUGAUUUGUACUUGUCAAACCGAACUCGAAGACCUUUCAUGACGACUUUCGACAUUAAUCACCAACAAAUCGACGAAGAACUGGAGAUAGGCAACAGGACCAAUCAGGUGGACGCUUCGGCGUUGAUAUUCAAAAACGUCUUCAAAAGGGCAACGAUAGAUCCUAAGAAAACGACGUGCAUGCUAUAUCUCCAGAUUUUAAUCAAGAUGGAAGGAAAGACAACAUCACUUUCAUGGUGAAAAGAGUGAAGGUCCACACGCCAGAAGCCCUCAAGGAUCCAUCGUAUCGAUUUCCAAACAACUACGGUGUAGAAAAAUUUCUAGAACUAUUUUCUGAGGAAGAUUACGACGCUUUUUGUCUAGCCUACAUGUUCACUUAUCGUGAUUUCGAAAUGGGCACCCUGGGACUGGCAUGGACUGGCGAUUUAAAAAAUGCAGGCGGAGUUUGCGAGAAAAACGGGCAUUAUAGAGGCAGCAUGAAAUCACUGAACACAGGCAUAGUGACGCUAUUAAACUAUGGAAAACAUGUCCCUCCAGCUGUCAGCCACGUAACGCUCGCGCACGAAAUUGGACAUAACUUUGGAUCGCCGCACGAUCCCGAACAAUGCACACCUGGCGGUGAAGACGGCAACUUCAUCAUGUUCGCCCGCGCCACGUCGGGAGAUAAGAAGAACAACAACAAGUUCAGCCCGUGCAGCCUCAAAAGCAUCAACCCCGUCCUCAACUACAAAGCCAGGAGCGCCAAAGGCUGCUUCACAGAACCUAAAGAAGCGAUAUGUGGCAACGGUGUCGUAGAAGAAGGUGAAGAAUGCGACUGUGGUUGGGAGGAGGAUUGCAGAGACCAGUGCUGCUUCCCCAUGAGGAGGUAUCCUCCAGUAGACGAACCUCCCUGUAGACUAACACCCAGAAGCCUUUGUAGUCCCUCACAAGGUCCUUGCUGUACGUCGGAUUGUCAAGUCAAAUUCGGCGACAAAUGCAGAGAUGACAACGGUUGCCGUGACGAAAGCUUCUGCAAUGGAAGAGAACCUCAAUGUCCUCCGUCAAUUAACAAACCCAACAAGACCAUCUGCAAUAAAGAAUUCGUCUGUUUUAUGGGGGAAUGUACUGGUUCAAUUUGCCUUGCUUACGGUUUGGAAUCUUGCCAGUGCAUACCGCAAAAAGGUGACUUAAAAACGAAAGCUUGCGAACUAUGUUGCAAGCUGCCUGGCGACAAUCAGCCCUGCUUGUCAAGUUUUGAUUGGAACGAUAUGCCCUACGAUGUUCCUGAUAUGUAUUCUAAACCUGGAACACCAUGUAACGAUUAUUCUGGUUACUGUGAUGUGUUUCAAAUGUGCAGAGAAGUUGAUCCUUCUGGACCCUUGGCUACCUUAAGAAAAUUACUGCUGAGUGAAGAAAGCAUAGCAAGUUUCAAAAAAUGGAUCAUUGAGUAUUGGUAUGUUGUUGGGUUCAUACUGUCUGCUGUUAUUGCAUUAUUGAUUCUUAGUACAAAAUACCUAGGCAAGAAACCCAAUUUCAAAUUGAAAUCCGUUACAAUCAUGCACAAACAAACCACUGAAGCUGUACGAUUACCAGAUAACCAAGAAGGCAUGAUAGUCCAUCAAGGGGUCAGGUCCAAGGUACCCUUCAAAAAACGAGUUAGAGACGGCAAAAUCAAGAAGAAAAGAAAAGCGGGUACUACAAAAAAUAGCAAAAACAUUAUUGGAAGCAAUAAAACCAAUGCAGUAGCCAAUGUAAAUAACAAUAACAAAGAAAACGUAUCGACGAAUAACAAUUUGAACAGUCCGAAGAAGAGUUCCCCUAGGAAAAAGAAGAGGAUGAGUGCGGUGGUAGGAAUAGAAGAGAAUGGAAGGAAGAAAGAUGUUUUAGAAGUGCCUCACAGCAAAGUGAAAAAACUGCCCACCAAAACGAAAAAGAAGAAGAAAAAGGAAAUCAUCGACUACAGUUCUAUUCAGCCUGACAUUGAUGGAAAGAACGAUAACAUCACCCCUGUAGUCCACACUACCAUCACCACAGAAACCACCGACCCAGUGGGCAAAGUCCAUCACUGGCUGAAGAACCAGUACAACCUUCCCAAAUCUAAAAGCACACCUGUUGGACUCACUGGAGGUUCCAGAAGUCCCCACAAGAAAACCACUGUAGUCCGUUCACAAGUUAGACCAGACAAAAGUAAAUCCCGUAGCGUAGCGAACAUUCCAAACGAAAGGGACAAGGUUCGAGUCCAAGUAGUGUACAAACCUCCCUUCAAAUUCAGCUUGAAACUGCGCAAACCGGAAAAAACUAGCGUCGUGGUAGAACCGGCCAAGAAAUCAACUGCGCGCGCAGCAAUACUGGUGCAGAGCAGCGACGUUCCUAAGACUACGAACGACAGAGUUUCUACUGCGCAGCCGAAGACGAAUUCUUCUGCACAGUCGGGCGCUGUUGCCGCGGCGCCGCCUGCGCCUUACGAUACGAUAGAUUUGGCAACGGCGGACAUCGACUCGAACAUACAUACCGUCCAGUCGGAUUUAGAGGUUUUGUUGUCGGAAAACGAGUACGUCAGCGUGGAUGGGUAGGAAGGAUUUAGGUUUGAAAAUUUCAGGAGGUAUUUCUACGAGUAUAUAAAGAUUUUUUAAAGUUACUUAACAGUAAUAAUGGGCAUCUCUAAAACCUUUAAACAGUCUGUAUAUGAAAUACCGUAUGAUCGGAUAAAAACGGCGUCUAGUUGACUUGGAAAUGACGAUCGUUGACAUUCUACAUAUAAAUUUAGACACAAGUUCACAGCAAUCGUCAUUUCCAAGCCAGUUCUGAUGCUGUUUUAUUGAUAGUAUGGUAUUUUCCUUUUUACGGAGAUUUAUGAUUUAUGGAGUGCAUUUAUGAAUAGGUAACUAAUCAAAGUAACUGAAAAAAAUAUUUCAUUUUUAAAAGUUAAAUUAAAAAAAAUAUAUACUCUAUUGUAGAAAUAUCUCCUAUAUUUGUAGUUUAUCACAAUAAAUAACUGAAAUAACAACAUAGCCAAAUUAAGCCAAAACGGUAUUACAAGUCUAGAGAAAACAUAUUUUUGAGGCUGUGGAAUUUUUUUGUUAUUAAAAAUAUUAUUUUCUCGUUUAUCUUCUUUAAAAACGGCGGUCUUUGAAAUGACAAUCAAUGAUAAUGCCGGUAAGGUAUACAUGUCGUUGCCAUGCGUAAAUUUAUUUUAAAAAAAUGGAAAAUAGAUCUGUGCCCAGAAACUUUUAAUUAUUUUCUAAACUUUUUAAAUUUUUUAUGUCAAUUUUUAAUGAAAAUAAGACUUCGGUUAGAAAGAAAUAUUAUUAAUUGUCAUUUUAUAGGCCACUGUGACGCUGUUUUUUUUUCGAUUAUACAAUCUUUAAUCUUUUAUUUGUUAAUUCGAAUAAUUUUUGUAUUUUUUAGAAACAUUAUUACUGUUCAAAUUAUUUUUAUUAAUCAAUAUUUUACUAAUGUAUUUAUACCUAUUAAAAUAACUCCAGCAAUCCUCUCUAUAUAUAACUGACAAUUAUUAUAUUAAUGUGAUAUAUUACUCUAAACAUUCCUCGAAUACCUUAAUGUUUUAUUUUAUACAGGGUGAUUCUCUAAAUUGGAAUACAUCUAUUAACUCUCUGAAUUAGCUCUAUAUUUAAUAUAAGAAUAUUUUAUACAGCUUGUUUCAAACUUGAAAUGAGGGGCUGAGUUCCAAAACUAGUUUUAUCCAUAUUCGUUAAUUUUCAAUAAUCGCAAAAAACGAACAGCAACUUAAUUAGUCUAGGACAAAUGCACGACUUUAACAUGUAAAUUAUACAGGAUAGAAUGAGUUAUGCCACAAAAAUGAUGCUGAAUAUUGUGCAGGGCUGCCAAUACUAGACUAGACUAUAGAUACUUUUACCCAAAAUUACCAAAAAUGGAUAAGACGAGUUUUGAAACUCAACCCCUCAAAUAUUUCGUCAUAUCUUAAAUUUGAGACACUCAGUAUAAAAUUUUGUUACAUUUAAUUACAUUAAUUUUCCAUUGUUAGAGUUCUCCGUUAAUAAUAUUCAUAUUUAUAUUUUUUCAGUGUUUGGUAUUAAAGCAAUAAUCUUUAGUUAAUUAUGAUAUUUCAAAUUUUAAAAAAAUAAUUUUUUAUAUAAAAUAUUAAUAUCAUACUGUAAGAUUAUUACAAAAGCGUAAGUAAAUUGCUUUUUUUUGCUAUUUUUUUAUUUACGAUUUUUCGAUAUUAUAUUCUUUAUUGAGCAUAGCAUAGAUACAGUAUUUCACUCAGUGAAAUAGGUGAACAUAGAGCAGUCCUGACAACAUUGGUUUGUUGUCAAUUGUAACAUCAACAAACCGGCGCAAUAUAUAAACAAAAUUCCAAAAUCUAUAAAUAUUUUAGAACUUCUCUAUAUUUACCUACUUCUCUGAGUUAUCUCACAUCACCAAUUAUUAAUGAAAAGACUGUAUUCAUAUAAAGUCAAAGCAACUAUAUGCAGAGAGUGUUCACGAAUAUUUUUGUCAAAAGAUAUCUCCAUAAAUAUUUAUCUUACAAAAAUACUUAAAUUAUGAAAUUUUCAAGUUUUAUUUGAAUUAUAAUAAUAUUAUAUUUUGUUAAAUAACAGAAAAAAAUCAGAACUGUCAAAUUUUGACGUAAGCUGAAUUUUCCUAAAUAUAAUGCCUUUUAUCUGAUUCGUCAGUUGAAGAAACAAGUUUUUUCUGAUUUUAAAAAUAAAAAAUGUUUAUAUGGAUGUCUAUAAGAAAAAACCCUAAAAGUUUGAUAAUUUAAACUUUUUUCUAAAAUCAAUAUUUACACCUACAUUGAAUAAAAUAUACA